AUGGAAUGGGCAAGUAUGGAAAAUGAAUAUGUUCACAGUUCUAAGUAUGUCCAAGAGAAUACAGUUAUACCACUCUUGAUUGACAAUGAUGAAGAAGAAAAUCAGAACAAGUACAACACUUUAACUGAUGAUUUGCCACUAAAGUACGUUGAUGGGAUGGAGGAUAGAACAAUGAUAAACUGUGCACAAGAUAACCAAGAAGAGUGUGAUCCUGAAAACCUAAUAUGGAACCAAGAUUCCCCGCAUCAAGAGGAAGGGCAUAAAAAUGAAGAUUAUGAAGAGCCUGUUAUAGUUGCUUCUACUGAAGAUGAUGUGUACAUAGUAUUUCACACUUCCAUUAAACAUAGAGCUUCUACUGCACAUCAUCCUAAAGUUCCAGAACCAUCUUUAACCUCUGGACAUCAAAGUACUGCAUCCUAUUUUGAUCCAGGUAACCAAGAAACUGAUAACCCAGAAAGCGAUAACGAAAACAUAUCAUGGGAUGAACAGGCAAAGUGUCCAAAGGAAGAAAAUGAAAAUUAUGAUGAUCCACCUUUACUUGCUGUGACCCAUGAUGAUAUGUAUAUAGAGUUUCAAAGUAAACAUAUACCAGUACAACAACCUCCUUGUCCUGCUUAUUACUCCCCAGAACCAGAACCAUCACCAUCAUACAAUUUUGAACUAGGAAGAACAAUCUCUGACAUUGGCCAAGCUGCAGGGGAAGAUGCCAAUUAUGAAAAUAUAUAUUGGGAUGACGGCACUGAUGAAUGUACUUACAGUGGAGAAGAAGACCCUUAUAGCUUAGCUUACAGUGAUGACAGUAUGUACAUGGAGUUUCCUUUGGAAACAGACGACCCAAAAACCAAAAGAGGCACAAACUCCUUCAUCGUCCAUCGAGCUCCAGCCCCUGCUCCUCGACCAGGAGGAUCAGCUACAGUAAAACAUGGUUCCUACAUCUCUCAAGUGUUCCAGCAACAAGAGAGAAAGGUGUAUGGCAUAGUAGAACAUUCAGCGCCGAUUGCCAGUGAUGAAAGUCAAGGUUCCCUUCAACAGUAUGUACCUGCUGGUCAAGAUGAGCUCAUAUUGCUCCAAGAAAAGGUAAAGCAGGGCAUUAUCACCAUGGACGAAGCACUUCAGAAGUUUCACCAAUGGCAAAAUGAAAAGAGUGGCUUAGACCUCCUUCAGCAGAAGAAGCUACAGCAGCUGCGUGACAGUAUUAUUGGUGAUAAACUUGAAGAUGAAAAACUUUAUGACAAAAUUACUAUUGUUCAUCAGCCAAACGUGCGGCCACCACCACAAAGGACUCGCCUUGCAGCAUUUGACAAUAGUAUAUACCAAAGACCAUUGAAACCUGAGGCAAGUAAUAUUUACUGUCUGUUUUAUAUUGUUCUAUUGUUGUCCUGUAUUAUAAGUACUUUUAGGAGCUGUUGUAUGUAA
Messenger RNA from Spea bombifrons (plains spadefoot toad), 1416 nucleotides. RefSeq names its product B-cell scaffold protein with ankyrin repeats-like. Gene Ontology annotation, biological process: negative regulation of phosphatidylinositol 3-kinase/protein kinase B signal transduction; negative regulation of B cell activation; B cell activation. The transcript has 9 exons. The record is from RefSeq and is a predicted model, not a curated record. Gene Ontology annotation, molecular function: protein tyrosine kinase binding; signaling receptor binding. Bases 1 to 1416 code for a protein of 471 amino acids. NCBI's taxonomy places the organism in Eukaryota, Metazoa, Chordata, Amphibia, Anura, Pelobatidae.